Molecule: messenger RNA, 969 nt
Organism: Ostreococcus tauri
Lineage: Eukaryota; Viridiplantae; Chlorophyta; Mamiellophyceae; Mamiellales; Bathycoccaceae
Product: DNA-directed RNA polymerase delta subunit/Asxl
Exons: 2
Coding region: 1-969 (322 amino acids)
Biological process (GO): regulation of transcription by RNA polymerase II
Source: RefSeq, a predicted model, not a curated record
AUGACGCUCGCGCCGGCGUCUCCGCUGGAAUCCGUCGGAUGGUACCUCAGUCUUUACUGGCCGGCGAUGCAAAAGGAGUUCAAGGGGAUCGUGCAGAGGUACGAUGCGGACUCUAGACACCACACGGUGCGAUGGGACAACGCCCCGCGCGGGAGCGAUGGCGUUACGGAGGUUGAUUUGUCGGAGGGCGAGCUGACGUGGCUCAAACCUCCGGAGAAGGCGGGUGCGAAGAAGAGCGCGAAGUCAUCGAGCAAAUCUGACGUGAAGGUGAGUAAGCCCAAGAUGACUAAAGUGUACGACGAGUCCGAGACGAUGGAAGAUUUGGAAGCCAGAUUCACUGGAAAGACGACAAAGGCGGUGGCAUUUCAAGUGCUGAAGAAUAGCGGACCGCAGGGCAUGUCGCUUCAAGAGAUAGUGGAUGAAUCACAAAAACUCGGUCUCCGAGACUGGACGACGUGUAAGCAGCCGAAGACGACGAUCAAUGUGUGCGUGAGCCAGGAUCCAGCCUUUGUGAAGAUCGCGCCCGGUCGCGUGGGGCUGCGAGUGAACGGCGCGGAGGAGCCGAGCGGCGCAUCUUACGCCGCGAAAGCCGCAUCUAAGGCGAACGGUAACGCGAUGAAGAAACGCGGUCGUCCGCCCAGGCAUGAUGGCAAGUCCAAAAAGGCUCCGCGCCAUGAACCGCAGCACUGGGAGCGUAAGCCCCCGAUCGACCUCGUGCUCGAAGUGACGAGUGACGAUGGGAAAUUUAUUUCCAACUCUCCGAUGGAAGUGCCGUUUAACAUCACGAUCAAGGCGUUGAAGAGGGCCAUUUCGGCAAACACCAAAGGCGCACUCAAGCCGCAAUACCAGCAAAUUUUCCACGAAUCUCGGAACAUUGGAAACGACGAAGACGCCUUCCUGGUGCACGCAGUUCGGCCCAGCAAGUUUGAGCGUAGCCUUCACCUUAAGCUCGUCAUCGGCGAGACGUAA